Molecule: messenger RNA, 216 nt
Organism: Mesorhabditis spiculigera
Lineage: Eukaryota; Metazoa; Nematoda; Chromadorea; Rhabditida; Rhabditidae
Source: the annotation of a GenBank genome assembly
AUGCGUUUGGACGAGUUGACCCCCGAGAAACACGCGCAGAUCAUGGACGAUGUGAGGAAGGAGUUGAAAAACCCGCACAAACCGACGCCGAUUCCCGACGAGACGCCCGUCCUGCUGCAGGAUGUGAAAUCGCUCCCCCUGACGAUCCGGCUGCACUUCCCGAACAACUUCGAGAUGGCGGCCAAGCCGAGCCUCUCCGCCGAGUCCAUCUCGUCC